Messenger RNA from Histoplasma mississippiense, 3999 nucleotides. RefSeq lists its product as hypothetical. The coding region runs from base 1 to 3999 and encodes 1332 amino acids. The transcript is spliced from 3 exons. Lineage: Eukaryota; Fungi; Ascomycota; Eurotiomycetes; Onygenales; Ajellomycetaceae. Gene Ontology annotation, cellular component: membrane. The record is from RefSeq and is a predicted model, not a curated record. Gene Ontology annotation, molecular function: ATP hydrolysis activity; ATP binding; ABC-type transporter activity. Gene Ontology annotation, biological process: transmembrane transport.
AUGACUCUCGGUGGAGAAGAAAGGCGGGAUGAUGUCAAACUUGAACGGUCGUUCCAGAAUUGUGUUACCAGGGGCGACCGCUAUCCACUCUUAUGGGCAAUAUACGAAAACUUCAAAGUCGAAUUUUGGGUGGGCGGCAUCUGUGCAUUAUUCUCGAAUCUGCUCCAGGUCAUGACACCCUUCACUUCACGGUAUCUCAUCCAAUUUGCAACAGAUGCAUAUCUCGCGAAACACGCUGGCAAGCCUGGCCCACAGCUGGGACGUGGCAUUGGAAUCGUCAUUGGGAUCUGCUUUAUGCAAACCUGCCAGAGUCUUGGUGCAGCGCAGUUCUUCUAUCGAGGAAUGAUCGUCGGAGCCCAAAGCCGUGCUGUCCUUAUCAAUAUGAUAUUUUCCAAAGCUUUGAAACUUUCCGGCCGUGCGAAAGCCGGUGGUAAAGCCACGGCGGAAAGCUCAGAAAAUCAAGGUUCAAAGGGCACAGCCGAGGAAUCGGAAUCUCUUCGCGCAGCCCGUGACGGGAUUCUCAAGGGUAGAUUCCAAAAGAAACCGGGGAAGGCUAACGGCCCCAAGGUAACACCGGACGCUGCUACGGGCAUUGCCGGUGAUGGCGUUGGAUGGAGUAACGGCAGGAUCAUCACCCUAAUGAGCGUGGACGUGGAUCGCAUUAAUAGAGCUCUUGAAUUGUUUCAUCUACUUUGGACCUCUCCCAUCCUGGUCGUAGUCGCUCUAAUCGUCCUUGUGGUUAAUAUAGGGUAUAGCGCUCUUUCUGGAUAUGCGCUGUUACUGACCGGGCUACCGUUUGUCACCUACUCUGUCCGUUCCCUUAUCAGACGACGAAAGAAGAUAAACAAAAUGACGGAUGAACGCGUUUCUCUUACCCAGGAAAUCCUGACGGCUGUCAGAUUCGUUAAGCUUUUCGGCUGGGAGAGCAGCUUUCUGAGGCGACUGAAGGACAUUCGGCAACGCGAAAUUCACGCCAUCCAAGUCAUUUUGUCCAUACGAAACGCUAUUCUCUGUGUAUCUCUGUCACUUCCUGGGUUCGCAUCUAUGUUGGCCUUUAUAACCUACUCUCUAUCGAACCACGUACUGUCUCCUGCCCCGAUAUUCUCAUCACUCGCACUAUUUAAUGCUCUCCGCAUGCCGUUGAACAUGCUUCCUCUUGUGCUCGGUCAGGUAGCGGAUGCGUGGACGGCCCUUGGACGAAUCCAAGAGUUCCUCCUUGCGGAGGAGCAACAAGCGGACAUACAACAAGACACGUCCUUGGCUCCUGCCAUUAAAGUUGAGGAUGCGUCAUUUGCCUGGGAGCGUUUGCCUACCGAUGCAGCAAAGGAGGCCGACAGGAAAGACGAGAAAAGAAUGAGGAAGUGUAAGGAAGUGAACGAGUCAACCUCGCCUGCCCAGGGAAACUCUACGUGUGAUCUUCCAAUCGAACCUUUCGAACUCAAACAUUUUACUUUUGAGAUCGGCCGUAAUGAACUUAUUGCUGUCAUCGGAACAGUUGGCUGUGGUAAAAGCUCGCUUUUAUCAGCCUUAGCCGGAGAAAUGCGAUUGACAAGGGGCAACGUUACCAUGAAUGCUACACGGGCUUUCUGCCCCCAGUACGCUUGGAUUCAGAACGCCACUGCGAAAGAUAAUAUACUUUUUGGUAAAAGAUAUGACGACGUAUGGUAUAAUAAAGUUGUAGAUGCUUGCGCUCUGAGAACUGAUUUCGACAUGCUACCAGCCUACGAUGCGACGGAAAUUGGCGAACGUGGAAUAACAGUGUCGGGAGGACAGAAGCAGAGGCUUAAUAUCGCUCGAGGUAUUUAUUUUGAUGCGGAUGUUAUCCUCAUGGACGAUCCAUUAUCAGCCGUGGAUGCCCAUGUUGGCCGCCAUAUCAUGGAUAACGCUAUAUGCGGGCUGCUUAAAGACAAAUGUCGAAUACUUGCAACACACCAACUUCACGUCCUCAGCCGAUGCGAUCGAAUUAUAUUGAUGGAUGGCGGUCGUAUAUCUUCCAUCGAUACUUUCGACAACCUUAUGCGUGACAAUGAGGCGUUUCGUCAGCUGUUAGCGACUACGUCCCAGGAGGAGGAUACUUCAAAGAAUGAAAGCGACAGGGAGCAUGGCAUUGAAGCUGCAAGUGUGGAAAUGCCGAAAAAUAAAUACAAAACAUCGAAACCGCUGGCUCUGAUGCAGCAGGAAGACCGAGCAGUUAGUUCAGUUGACUGGGAAGUGUGGAGGGCAUAUAUCGCGUCGUUUGGCCUGCUAAUAAAUGGUCCGUUCAUCGUUUUGUCACUGAUUCUCUGCAGCGCAGGAAAUAUAGUAACCAGCUUGUGGCUUUCAUUCUGGACCGCAGACGAGUUCGGCCUGUCAACUGGCCAGUAUAUCGGUGUAUACGCUGGACUGGCCGGCAUCCAGCUGUGCCUCAUAUUUGCAUUCUCUACGACUCUGUCAGUGAGCGGAACGAAUGCGAGCAGGGUAAUGUUUCAAAAGGCGAUGACGCGAGUUUUAAGGGCUCCCAUGGCGUUUUUCGACACCACCCCUAUGGGUCGUAUUGUCAACCGAUUUUCUCACGACGUUCACACCAUGGACAACGACCUGACAGAAACAAUGCGGAUUUACUAUCUCACCCUCGCCCUGAUUAUAUCCAUUCUGAUUUUGAUCAUCGUGUUCUUUCACUAUUUUGCUGUGGCUCUUGGCCCUCUUUUCAUAUUAUUCCUGAUAGCGACAAACUAUUAUCGCGCAUCGGCCCGAGAAAUGAAACGACAUGAGGCCGUCCUCCGUUCCACUGUAUUCGCCCAGUUCAGCGAGGGUAUCUCGGGAAUUUCAUCGAUUAGAGCGUACGGCGUACAGGCUCACUUCCUUCGUCGGCUCCGUGCAGCACUUGAUGAUAUGGACAGCGCGUAUUUUCUUACAUUAGCGAACCAAAGAUGGAUAAGCGUCAGAUUAGAUGCUAUCGGCAUUUUCAUGGUUUUUGUCACCGGUAUCUUAGUAGUAACGUCGAGAUUCAAUGUUUCACCAAGCAUAUCAGGACUUGUGCUGUCUCAAAUCCUCGCCAUAUCACAGAUGUUACAGUUCACCAUUCGUUGUCUAGCUGAUGUUGAAAACAGCAUGAAUGCCACCGAGCGCAUUCACCACUAUGGAACAAAGCUGGAGGAGGAAGCACCACAAUAUCUGCUCGAAUUGGAUAGCGAAUGGCCGCAACAAGGCAGAAUUUCAUUUUCCAACGUGGAAAUGCGAUAUCGGCCAGGCCUUCCCUUGGUUUUGCAGGGACUGACUAUGGAUAUCCGCGGCGGCGAGCAUAUCGGGAUCGUUGGUCGGACAGGGGCCGGCAAAUCAACUAUCACGUCAACCCUGUUCCGAAUGACAGAGCUCUCUGGGGGGACUAUCAAAAUUGAUGACAUAGACAUAGCCACUGUCGGUCUACAUGACCUGCGGUCUCGACUCGCCAUCAUCCCGCAGGAUCCUGCAUUAUUCCGCGGUACUAUCCGAUCUAAUCUUGAUCCCUUUAACGAGCACACCGAUUUGAAGUUAUGGUCCGCACUUAGAAAAGCCGACUUAGUCGGUCAAGAUACACCGUCAGACUCUUCAACUGACCAAAUCAACUCAUCACCAACGGCCAAACAACCCCAACAGCGCAUCAACCUCGAUACCGUGGUCGAAGAGGAAGGAUUGAAUUUCUCACUGGGCCAGCGGCAACUCAUGGCGUUAGCACGCGCUCUUGUUCGUGAUUCGCGCAUCAUUGUUUGUGACGAAGCAACUUCCUCAGUUGAUUUUGAAACGGAUCGCAAGAUUCAAAAGACGAUGUCUCAGGGGUUCAAAGGGAAGACAUUGCUGUGUAUCGCGCAUCGAUUGCGGACGGUCAUCAACUACGAUCGCAUUUGUGUGAUGGACAGGGGACGCAUUGUUGAAUUUGACGAGCCGCUGAAGUUGUGGGAGAAGCCUGGUGGGGUGUUUCGAGGAAUGUGCGAUCGGAGUGGGAUUCUAAGGGAGGAUUUUUUGGCUGGGUUUGAGGAAUGA